AUGCGCUUCGCCCUCUUCUCUCUCGCGGCGCUCUUUGCCGCGGCGUGCGUCUCUGCCGAGGCGGCCACGAGCGGCAGCGCCCUCGCGGCGCGCGACGAGCCCGCCGGCGCCAUGCUGCCGCGUGCGCACCACUCCAAGGCCAAGCACCGCAGCGCCAAGAAGGGCGCCAACAAGGCGGCGGCCAAGAAGGGCUCGACGGCACAGCGCCUCACCUACUACUCGGGCCACCAGCUCGACGACCCGGCGUGCGGCGGCCCGCGCCCCGACGACGGAGACAUGAUCGCGGCCGUCGUCAAGGGCGCCGGCUACGCCAAGUGCGGCGACCACAUCACCAUCGAGCACAACGGCCGCCAGGUGACGGUUAAGGUCGUCGACUACUGCGCCGGCUGCGCCCACAACUCCUUCGACCUCUCCAAGGGCGCCUUCAAGAAGCUCGCGCCGCUCGACGAGGGCGUCAUCGAGGGCGCCAACUUCUGGAAGUCCGGCUAG
Tilletiopsis washingtonensis is the source of this 489-nucleotide messenger RNA. RefSeq lists its product as hypothetical. The transcript has a single exon. The record is from RefSeq and is a predicted model, not a curated record. Lineage: Eukaryota; Fungi; Basidiomycota; Exobasidiomycetes; Entylomatales. Bases 1 to 489 code for a protein of 162 amino acids.